Ustilaginoidea virens is the source of this 1446-nucleotide messenger RNA. RefSeq lists its product as uncharacterized. Gene Ontology annotation, molecular function: FAD binding; monooxygenase activity. The coding region runs from base 1 to 1446 and encodes 481 amino acids. The transcript is spliced from 2 exons. NCBI's taxonomy places the organism in Eukaryota, Fungi, Ascomycota, Sordariomycetes, Hypocreales, Clavicipitaceae. The record is from RefSeq and is a predicted model, not a curated record.
AUGACUCUCCGAGUAACCUGUGUUGGCGCUGGUUUAGCCAGUCUCACCGCGGCUGUGGCCCUGCGCAAGCAUGUGUCCAGCAUCGUUCUUCUGGAAGCAGCAGACAGCUUUGAACAGAUGAAUAUCCGAGCUGCCGGGCUUGCUCUACUUCCCUGCGGAUCACGCAUUCUAAAAGACACCCUUGGCAUUGACCCCGUCGAAGACAUCAAAGCUAUACCGAUGCAAUCCGUCCUGGAGCUUGGAUGGGACGAUGGAUCCGUCAAGCGAGAAAAUGGACCGCUACCCCCCAACUGUUACACGGCUCACAGAGGAGCCGUGCUCGACGCACUGGUGAAAAAGGCAACGUCGACGGAUGGGGAGGGACCAGCAGCCCAACUGCUGCUUGGCAAAAAGGUGGUUGAAGUGGACGUGGAAUCCGGCAACGUCACGACAGAAGACGGGUCGGUGUACGAAAGCGACGUCGUGGUGGGCGGCGACGGUGUGCGCAGCGUCACGCGAAAAGCCAUUGUCAAGGAGACCAUCGUGGAGCCUUCGGGGCUCAGCGCUUACCGAUGGACCAUGGCCCCCGGCGACUGGGCCCAUCUUCCCGAGAGGUUUAAGGAGCGCAUCAAGGAGCUCGUGUCGCCGGCCAACAACCACCUCAACGUGGUUGACUCGCGGGAACGGCGCGUCGUGACGUACGGCUGCCACGCGUCGGGGCUGAUCAACGGCGCGGUGCUGCUGGCAGACUACGAGCUGCGGCAGACGAGGGAGGACUGGGCCUCUGCUGGUUCUCUGGAGCACCUGCGAUCCCUGGUGGAGGACCUGCACGAGCCGAUGCGGAGCCUGGUCAGGUGCGUGCCGACGUGCGGGCUGUGGCAACUGCGCAAGCAGGCGCCGCUGCGGACGUGGUACAAGGGCAGGGCCAUCAUCCUCGGCGACGCCGCGCACCCGAUGCUACCUCACCAGGCCGCGGCAGGCUGCCUGGCCAUGGAAGACGCCGAGGCGCUGCAGUACAGCCUGGGCCAGGUGGGCUACGAGCCGGAGCGCGUGACGGAGGCGCUGGCCAAGACGUUCUGCCUUCGCUUCCUGAGGUGUUCGGUGGUGCAGCACAUGGCCAACUCGAGCACGUUUGGCAACGAGUUUAUGGACAAGGCGGCCCGGUGGUCGCUGGACAAGGCGCACGGGCGGGACCGAAACGAGGGCCAGGGCCAGGGCCAGGGCCAGGGCCAGGGCCAGGACCAGGACCAGGACCAGGACCAGGACCGCGACCGCGACCGGGAGGACAUGGUGCCGGUGGCCAAGAGCGGGCUGGACGACGUGGUGCAAAAGGACAUUGUGGCCAAGGUCGAGGAGACGGCUGCAGCGUUUGACGUGAGGGCUGCAUCGGCCUGGGUGACGGGUUACACGCUCGAGGGCUUUGUCAAGACGGGGCAGCAGUGGAUUCUGGAACGACCGUAUGUGUAG